CAAUGCCAACCAUCCCAAUUUAAAUGUAAUAAUGGACUCUGCAUUCCCAGUCAUAACUGGUGCAAUUUUCAGUAUAAUUGUGAAGAUAUGUCUGAUGAGCAAAAUUGUAUCUAUCCGAAAUGUAACCAAUUUACUGAACUAAAAUGUCAAAGUGGCCAGUGUAUAAGCAGAGCCCUACGUUGUGAUGGUUACAAUGAUUGUUACGAUGGAUCAGAUGAAGAGUACUGUGGUAUG
Molecule: messenger RNA, 234 nt
Organism: Trichoplax adhaerens
Lineage: Eukaryota; Metazoa; Placozoa; Uniplacotomia; Trichoplacea; Trichoplacidae
Exons: 2
Cellular component (GO): plasma membrane
Molecular function (GO): protein binding
Source: RefSeq, a predicted model, not a curated record